Molecule: messenger RNA, 2571 nt
Organism: Brettanomyces nanus
Lineage: Eukaryota; Fungi; Ascomycota; Pichiomycetes; Pichiales; Pichiaceae
Exons: 1
Coding region: 1-2571 (856 amino acids)
Biological process (GO): protein localization to phagophore assembly site; piecemeal microautophagy of the nucleus; autophagosome assembly
Cellular component (GO): cytosol; Atg1/ULK1 kinase complex; phagophore assembly site
Source: RefSeq, a predicted model, not a curated record
AUGUCUUCGAAGCAAUUCAAGCUAUUAUCGGAAAAGCAGUCAGAAAACUUGGCGCAGAUCAUUCAAAACUUCUUUGUUAAGUCUGCCUGUAUCAUUGUGGGUGCAAGAGCAAGUGUUUCUGAAUGUUCAGAUGAAGCCUCCUCCUUGACACAUAGAACUAAUCGAUGGUUCAACAUAGAAUUGGAUGAGUCAUCGUCUAUUGCGGCUAUGUCAUCAGAGGAGUUGAAACUUUGGAAAACGAAAGAUAUUCUACUUCUACCGCCUCUGGUGGUAGAGACUGUUUUGGAUCUCAGAGGAUUGGAGCCCAAUCAAACUCUUGUGAUAGAUGAUGGCACUAUAAUCAAAACAGAUAAGAAAUUAGAGAUAGUGCUGGAACGAUGGUUAAUCGAGUUUGAUUUGACCAGCUUUGACAACGACUCCAUUGAGUUGCCCACGAUAUACAAGAAACUAAUAAUUUUGUUUCGCUCCUUGUACACAUUAGUCAGAUUACUUCCGGCCUAUGGGCUUCGGAACAGCUUUAUGAAAUCUACACAGAGCUCCAGCAAUCUUAGUUUGAAAGCCAACAUUUUGGAUGGCACAAAAUCCAUCAGUUCUAAGGGCAGAAUCGGGUUGAGUAAAUCAUUCAGUGAAGCUUCUGGAGAGAACCAUCUGGCUUCUAGACGAUUGACUUCUGUGCUUACUCCUAUUGGUGCCCUCAAAAUCUCGUCGUCAUACCGGAUCAAUUGCCACUUUGAGGUUCGGGACAACGAAGAACUUCUGUCAAAUCAAUUUAUGAUGGAAAAGAACUCCUCGCAAGAAAGCAUUAUUUCUGCAGUGCGUGUGUUGAAAGAACCUACCUAUGGAAGUGAUCGAGACGCUUCUCUGCCAAUUCAUCAGUCAACAUCUCCCUUAUCCAUUGGAAGCAGUCAUAGUAGAGAACAGAAAGAGCCGCCUGGUCAGCAGAAUCAAACGCAGAUACUGACGCAAUCACCGAAACGCAGAUCAUCCAUCAGAUCUGUUCCAUUAUUUAAGGGUGGCUCUAUUGCUUCUUCUGCCUCUCCACCUGUAUCACAGCUGCCUGCCUCAGUGACCUCCAAAGGAAGUCCAGGCCCGUCAAACGGCGCAUCUUCCUAUGUCACUUCCAAGCCAAUUCCGGUAACGCUCAACCGAACACGUUCUAACACGUCUGUUGUUCUAAGGAAUCAGCAAACUCGAGAUUCAUUUAAUCGUUCAGUCAGUUCUUUUAACACUUCGUUUGGAAGCGUAGAAAGGCAGCAGCAGUUGCAGCAGCAUGAAACUGGAACCACGCCUGUUCCUUCAGGUUAUCAGAUGCUGCCCACACUAUCGUCUGCAUCUAGUAAGUUUCCAUCAUCUUUUGGAUCCAGAUUUAGGGGUAGCAGGCAGAACAGUGUUAGUAGCCAGUUGGCAGGGACUAACAACCCAGUGCUUCAGAACUUCAAGUUAAGAAGUAAGACGAUUGCAUCUUCGGAAUCUGAUAGUGGACCCACAAAUUCAAUGUAUCUCGAUGAUGACUUGGAUAGCUUUGUAAAGAUGCUUGACUCCAAGCCAGAUCUUCGUCUCGCUUCAGGAAGUACGACUAUAACUGGUGGUUCGUCGGAUCAGCCACAACCAGCUUCUUCAACCAUCUUUGACGAUAGUCUUCGUGAGUUUAAGCAGUUUCAAAAGAGAAAUGACUUGUUUAAUGACCGAGUUGCAUCAUCUUCCUCUUUACCUUUACGAAGAGGUUCUUCAGAGAGAUAUACGCGGUCUAUAUCGCCGGGAAACAUGGUGGUAAGUGCUACACCGCGUAGCAUUCCCACAGCAAUGCAGAGUCCGGGAUGGAGCCAGCGUCGCAGUUCCGCUGCAUCUUCGUCUUAUUCUCCAUCCAUUCAGUUUAUGAAACUUGGAUCUUCUUCUGGCCCUGUAGGUCCGACCUUAUCGCCGGUAGUGAGCUACGCUAAUAGAUUUUCUGCUUCUUCCUCCGGCGAGACUUCUGUGGUUGGAAUUCUGCGUCGAAAAUCUUCUGCAGCUUCGUCGCACAGCAGAUAUCGAGGAAUGACACCUGCACGUGAGAAUAGUACCUCCCAUAGUACCCAAAAUAGAAGUUCUUUGGGUAAUUAUAGCUCAAGAAAUGUUUCACAGAGAGAGGUUCAAAGACCAACACAUUCCGGUGCCUCACUCGGAUCUAGGAAGUCUAAAGAAUCUCAAGGUUCAAGAGAUUCACAUGGCUCUAGAAGUUCGAGGGGAUCAGAAAGUCCUGGAGAUUCUCAACUUGUCGAUCCCGAGUUCUUGAAAUUACGUUCGUAUAACGAGCAGGUUUUCGAAUCAGAUGGAGAAGAUGACAAUGAGAGAAACAAUAAUUCUUUGAGUAAUCACGAUUCUCCUCAAUCAGAAGACAGGAAAUUAUCCCCUUCAGGCUUAACUACCAAAUCGCCAUUCGUGCCUCACGGACCUGCCAAUUUGCACCAGCUAGCCAUAUACAGAAGACAGGGGUCUUCAGACUAUACACACAACCGCAAUGAAGACGACGAGGAUGAAUUGUUAUUUGCCAUGAGUGACAUGACUUUAGCAAAAAACAACGUCGACUUCUAA